Molecule: messenger RNA, 1125 nt
Organism: Dendronephthya gigantea
Lineage: Eukaryota; Metazoa; Cnidaria; Anthozoa; Malacalcyonacea; Nephtheidae
Product: superoxide dismutase [Mn/Fe]-like
Exons: 3
Coding region: 75-848 (257 amino acids)
Biological process (GO): superoxide metabolic process
Molecular function (GO): metal ion binding; superoxide dismutase activity
Source: RefSeq, a predicted model, not a curated record
UGAUCUCAUUACUGUUGAAGUGUGAAUUUGCUGACUGGAGUCACAGCGCUGGUGUUCUCUUUUGAGGGGCAAAAAUGGAGAAAAUAUCUCUUGCAUUUAUUUUACUCUAUGCAGCUCUAACGGUUGCAAAAUAUGUGGAACCUGUACCACCAUACGAAGAAGCAUUUCAAGAGCGCGAAGAGUACAGUUUACCAAAGCUCCCUUACAACUACAGCGAUUUGGAGCCCUUUAUUGAUGAAGAGACGGUUAGGGUGCAUUAUUUGCGCCAUCACGAGGCGUACACGCAACAGUUGAACCACGUUCUUAAAGUAUGGAGAAACUCAAGCGAAGAAGGUAAAGAGCUUGCGUCAAAGUCAAUUGUAGAAAUAUUAAAGCAUAUUGAUGAAGUUCCAGCUAAAUAUCAGCAUCAUGUUAAGAAUGUUGGAGGCGGGUACUUCAACCAUGCAUUAUACUGGGCAACAUUGACACCAAAUCCAACAGGCGAAGAACGUGAACCUGGUCCUGUAACCCAACAGCUUAUUUACAAUACAUUUGAGACCCCAGAUCGUUUACGAAGAUGGAUCAUCCACGAAGCCUUGGACCUGUUCGGUUCUGGAAACCUGUGGAUCUGUGUGGAUCCAAAACUACCCAGGCACAUCACCCUGUACUCCUUGGGUAACCAAGAUACCCCCUUUUCAAAUGGUUUGUUUCCUAUUUUGUUGGUUGAUGUCUGGGAGCAUGCAUACUACCUUAAACACCGCAACAAACGACGCGACUAUCUGGAUGCUUGGUGGAAAUUAGUGAACUGGAAGACUGUUGAAGAUCUCAUCAACCGAUAUGGUGUAAAUCAGUUGCAUGAUGAACUAUAGGAAUCUUUAAAAUCCUUAUUUAAAUUGCUAGGGAAAUUUGUAGUGCAUGUACUAAACUUUGGAUAUUUAAAAAAUUAAGGCCAGAACUAUUGUCAAUUUUUGUGGUUUGUGUUAUAUAUCUUAGCUGAUUGCUUUGAAAUAUUGGGAAAUUUUUACUUUCACAAUUUUUAUUAUUAUCACAUUUUCUGCAAAUGUAUUAGCAUAAUUUGCAGUGCAUAACAUUUGUACCUAUCACAACACCGCAUUAUAAGUUUUCGUCCAGGCUGAACUUUUUUUG